CUUGGGUCAGGCUUGGAGUGCUGUGCGAGUCUUUCAGCUAGCUUAAGGUUAGUUUCCUUAUUUAAUAUUACGUCUGGAUUGUUUCCUCUGCGUACGUCGCGCGCGCUAGAUUGCCUGAAGUUAGCUGUCCACUAUGGCAUUAAGGAGAGUAUGUUGUCUACUUGGCAGACCACAGAGAUGUAUGUUGACUUCAGGGUUGAGAGCACAGAGCACUGUAGCCCAGACUCAGAGAGAGGCAGAGAAGGGUGGCGAGAAGAAGCAAGUCAAAGCAUUGAAAGCACAGUUCAACUGGCGUGAUGCCCUCAACCUGGAGACUCUGCUGACGGAAGAGGAGAUCAUGAUCCGAGACACAUUCCGCACGUACUGUCAAGAAAAACUCAUGCCACGUAUCCUGAUGGCCAACAGAAAUGAAGUUUUCAAUCGUGAGAUUUUGAACGAGAUGGGUGAGCUAGGAGUUCUGGGGCCAACCAUUAAAGGUUACGGAUGUGCUGGAACGAGCUACGUGGCGUACGGACUGAUUGCGCGUGAGGUUGAGAGAGUGGACAGCGGGUAUCGCUCAGUGAUGAGUGUGCAGUCUUCCCUGGUCAUGCACCCAAUCAAUGCCUAUGGCACAGAAGAGCAAAAGGAGAAAUACCUCCCCAGACUGGCACGGGGAGAGAUUUUGGGCUGCUUUGGUCUGACUGAGCCCAAUCACGGCAGCGACCCUGGCAGCAUGGAGACAAAAGCCAAGUAUAAUGCGUCCAGCCGAACCUUCACCCUCACAGGAUCCAAAACAUGGAUCACAAACUCUCCUUUGGCUGAUAUUUGUGUGGUGUGGGCCAAGUGUGACGAUGGUAAGAUACGUGGUUUUAUUCUGGAAAGAGGCAUGAAAGGUCUCAGCACUCCCAAAAUCGAGGGCAAGUUCUCGCUGCGUGCCUCCUCCACCGGCAUGAUCAUCAUGGACGACAUAGAGGUGCCAGAGGAGAAUCUGCUGCCCAACGUGUCUGGACUCGCGGGUCCAUUUGGCUGCUUGAACAACGCUCGCUACGGGAUCGCCUGGGGAGCGCUAGGAGCAGCAGAGUUCUGCUUCCAUGCAGCACGUCAGUACACAAUGGACAGGAUCCAGUUUGGGGUUCCACUGGCCAGAAACCAGCUGAUACAGAAGAAGAUGGCGGACAUGCUAACAGAGAUAACGCUCGGCCUACACUCCUGUCUGCAGCUGGGCAGGCUCAUCGACCAGAAAAAAGCAAGUCCAGAGAUGAUCUCCAUACUCAAAAGGAAUAGCUGUGGUAAGGCCCUGGACAUUGCCAGACAGGCACGAGACAUGUUAGGUGGCAACGGCAUCGCUGAUGAGUACCACAUCAUCCGCCAUGUCAUGAACUUGGAGGCCGUCAACACGUAUGAAGGUACUCAUGAUAUCCAUGCUCUGAUCCUGGGCAGAGCCAUCACAGGACUGCAGGCAUUCUCUGUGGAGAAGUAAAUCACUAAUCCACUACCCAAAACAGUGCAGCAUUAGUAUUACGAGGGACGUUCAAGUCAUACCGGGACUUUUGAUUGCGCAGAACACAGUUACGAGAGUAAAAACUACGUUAAUUUCUCUAUAUAAUUCCGUGCUACAUUAAUGCACUUAUCCCAGCAUUUUACUAGUGCUUGGAUACCAUUAAGGUAGAAAGGUUUCUCAGUAUGCCGAGCCACGAUCAGAUUACCUGAUUCCUAAGGUGUGACGCCAGCUGAUAUGCUGGCGUCACACCUUAAUUCACAAGAAAUGUCAUCACAAGUUCUGCAUUGACUUAAACGCCCCUCGUACAUUGAAGGUGUAGGAAAGAAGAAAAUACUGUGUAGAAUUGAUGGUUAAAGUGAGAAUAGGUGUUUUUCAUUCUGUGUUAAUUGUCUAUUUAAGUAAUUGGCUUUGUCAAACUGAACUUAUUUUAAGUUUAUCUUUAUUUUAAAUAGAAAAAUAUUUUUGUACUUGGAACAUAAAUCAAUAACGACUUGAUUCUGUAUGUAUAGUACACUGCCUGGACAAAAAAAAAGUUGCACACGCUAAAAGUUCAUUAAGUCACCUUUAGCUUUAAUUACAGCACAAAAUGUGGUGGCUAGCUGAUGUUUAAAAAUGUUUCCUCAUGCUUCCAGAACCACUCUUUCACAAUAUGAGUUAUAUGGCUUUCUUAUGGCAACUUCACCAAGUGUUCAAGUGAUCGCCUUUCAUAAUUUUUUCACAUUUCCACAAAGUUGACGGUUCAGCACUAUCCUUCCAGGUUGUGUUAAAGGAUUCAAAUCUCCUUCUUUGCUUGAUGCAGCCCGAUAAUUUAACCUUUCUGAAAUUGCAACUUUUUUCUUUGGCCAAGCAGUGUAUAACACCAGUUUAAAAACAGUGAGGAAGACAUGAUCAUUCUGAAUACACAAUAAAUUCAGAAAGUUUUAAAAUGUUAUAAUCUGUACGAAUAUUGAAAAACUGAAUCCAGUGAACUUAAGCUAGAGUGUGCAGGUGUUUUGACACUAAUUAUGUUGUUGUUUUACAAAAUAGAUUAUGCUGUUACAAUGGUAGUUUAUUAAAUUAGCAUAUUUCAGUUAGUCAGGCACAGUUAAACUUAUGUUAAAGUUAUUUUUUUCAAAUUCCUGUAAAUUUUAGCCAAUACUUGCAGUGCAGCUUACCAUGGAAUCCAGUAGUUUCUUAAGUUAAAGCUGAUGUUGUAUCACAAUUGUUUGGUUUGUAAAGAAGAAUUAAACAUUGCUCUAAACAAAG
Molecule: messenger RNA, 2725 nt
Organism: Clarias gariepinus (North African catfish)
Lineage: Eukaryota; Metazoa; Chordata; Actinopteri; Siluriformes; Clariidae
Gene: gcdhb
Product: glutaryl-CoA dehydrogenase b
Exons: 12
Coding region: 134-1459 (441 amino acids)
Biological process (GO): fatty acid beta-oxidation using acyl-CoA dehydrogenase; fatty-acyl-CoA biosynthetic process
Cellular component (GO): mitochondrial inner membrane
Molecular function (GO): fatty-acyl-CoA binding; glutaryl-CoA dehydrogenase activity; flavin adenine dinucleotide binding
Source: RefSeq, a predicted model, not a curated record